Messenger RNA from Kluyveromyces lactis, 1590 nucleotides. RefSeq lists its product as uncharacterized. Lineage: Eukaryota; Fungi; Ascomycota; Saccharomycetes; Saccharomycetales; Saccharomycetaceae. Gene Ontology annotation, molecular function: transmembrane transporter activity. The record is from RefSeq and is a predicted model, not a curated record. The transcript has a single exon. Gene Ontology annotation, biological process: transmembrane transport. Gene Ontology annotation, cellular component: membrane. Bases 1 to 1590 code for a protein of 529 amino acids.
AUGGGUUCUAUUUCCGAAGCUGCCGCUCAUGGUAUCGUUUGGCCAACAUACAUUGUUAUGUUGGUCUGCGCAUCUUUACUUGCGUUCUGGAAAUUUUCAGAUAAACCAAAGACCUUUCUUUCUGCUAAUGGUACGCAACGAGGUGUUCCAUUAGCGUUCAAUUUUGUUGCUUCGGCUCUUGGCUGUGGUGUUUUAAGUGCCUAUCCUCAAAUUGCCAAUAUUGACGGUUUGCAAGGUUUAUUAGUGUAUUCGUUAGCCGGUUCGUUGCCAAUGUUCAUCUUUGCAUUUUUCGGACCAAUCAUCAGGAAAAAGUGCCCCGAUGGAUUUGUCCUCACUGAAUGGGUCAUUAGAAGAUUUGGAAUUAUUUGUGGUUGGUAUUUGAGUGCUUGUACCAUCAUUACCAUUUUCUUGUUUAUGGUCAGUGAAUUAGCGUCUUUGAAGUACGCUAUUGAAAGUUUAACCAAAAUCAAAGCAUUGCCAGUCAUCAUCGUGGAAUGUGUUGUGACGACAAUUUAUACAUCAAUUGGCGGGUUCCACAUUUCAUUCAUCACAGAUACCAUCCAAGUCAGUAUCGUUUUCAUCCUUUUGAUUAUUGUCUCUUGUGCCAUGGGAUCUUAUGUGCACAUCGAUAAAAGUUUGAUUGCAGAAUCCGGUUUAUUGAAAGCCAGCACAUUAGGUUGGCAAUUAGUCUAUAUCUUGACUGUUGCCAUCUUCACUAACGAUUUCUUCAUGUCUGGAUUCUGGUUGCGUACUUUUGCUGCUCGUACUGACAAAGAUUUAAUGAUAGGUUGUAGUAUCGCUGCGGUCAUUCUCGCUGUAUUCGUUACCGUCAUUGGUGUUACCGGUAUGAUUGCUGUCUGGGCUGGUUAUAUGCCUGUCGCGGACCAAGAAAACUCUGGUGCUGCAUUUUUCAUUGUGCUUACGCAAAUGCCUGGUUGGGUAAUCGGGUUUGUGUUAGCAUUCGUUGUCAUGUUAUCGACAUGUACUUUGGAUUCCCUCCAAAGUGCAUUGGUAUCAACAAUUUCCAAUGAUAUUUUCAGAAAUAAACUUCCUAUCAUCUGGAUUCGUGGUAUCGUCGUCCUUAUUAUGGUUCCAGUGGUCGUCGUUGGGUUAAUCGCAGAUGAUGUUUUGACUAUUUACUUGAUCGUCGAUUUACUUUCUUCGAGUGUUGUUCCAAUCCUCAUGCUUGGUCUUUCAUCCAAGUUUGACUUCCUCACAGCUUGGGAAAUCAUUGGUGGAGGUUUCGGUGGUUUGCUCUCCGUGUGGAUCUUUGGUACUGUAUACUACGACUCUCCAAGAGAAGGUGGUAAGUUGCUAUUGAUCUGGAAUGGUUUAUACGCCGAUGAUUGGGCUGCCUUUGGUGCCUUCGUUGUUGCACCAUUCGGUGGUCUUAUCUUCGGAUUCUUUGUUCUCUUCGUUAGAACGAUUAUUGUCUACAUCGACUGCAAGAAGAACAACAAACCAUUCGACUUAUACAGCAAGAAAUUCAUCUACAGACAUGAAGGUGAAGUCCAAUCCACCACCACUGAUGGCGACAAGAAAUCCUUCACGUCCGUCGAGCGUGAACUGGAAACUGAAUCUGUAGAAUAG